Molecule: messenger RNA, 1360 nt
Organism: Esox lucius (northern pike)
Lineage: Eukaryota; Metazoa; Chordata; Actinopteri; Esociformes; Esocidae
Gene: gja8a
Product: gap junction protein alpha 8 paralog a
Exons: 2
Coding region: 1-1200 (399 amino acids)
Biological process (GO): cell communication
Cellular component (GO): connexin complex
Source: RefSeq, a predicted model, not a curated record
AUGGGUGACUGGAGCUUUCUGGGUAAUAUUUUAGAGGAAGUGAACGAGCACUCGACGGUGAUUGGCCGGGUGUGGCUCACGGUUCUCUUCAUCUUCCGCAUCCUCAUCCUCGGCACGGCGGCGGAGUUUGUGUGGGGCGAUGAGCAGUCGGACUAUGUCUGCAACACGCAGCAGCCCGGUUGCGAGAACGUCUGCUACGACGAGGCCUUCCCCAUCUCCCACAUCCGCCUCUGGGUGCUGCAGAUCAUCUUCGUGUCCACGCCCUCCCUGGUCUACGUGGGCCACGCCGUGCACCACGUCCACAUGGAGGAGAAACGCAAGGAGAGGGAGGAGGCCGAGCUGAGUCGCCAGCAGGAGCUGAACGAGGAGCGGCUGCCGCUUGCGCCCGACCAGGGCAGCGUGCGCACCACCAAGGAGACCAGCACCAAGGGGAGCAAGAAGUUCCGUCUGGAGGGCACCCUGCUGAGGACCUACAUCUGCCACAUCAUCUUCAAGACGCUGUUCGAGGUGGGCUUCGUGGUGGGCCAGUACUUCCUGUACGGCUUCCGCAUCCUGCCGCUUUAUAAGUGCAGCCGCUGGCCCUGCCCCAACACUGUGGACUGUUUCGUGUCCCGGCCCACGGAGAAGACCGUAUUCAUCAUCUUCAUGCUGGCUGUGGCCUGCGUCUCGCUCUUCCUCAACUUUGUGGAGAUCAGUCACCUGGGCCUGAAGAAGAUCCGUUUCGUGUUCUGGAAGCCGGCCCCGGGGACGGGCCAGGGUGAGGGGCCCGGCCCACUUCCCCCUCCUGGGGGGACCCUCAAAAGUUUGCCCCCGCUGGCUGUGCCCUCCGUCCAGAGGGCCAAAGGCUACAGGCUUCUGGAGGAGGAAAAAGGCCCAUCUGUGACUCACCUCUACCCCCUGUCGGAGACGUGCAUGGAGGCAGGGAGGCUAACCCCCCUGGCCCCACCCUUCCAGUGCAUUGAGGAGAAGGUGGAGGAGGUGCCGCAAAUGGAAAGCAUUUCUAAGGUGUAUGAUGAGACUCUGCCCUCCUACGCCCAGACCACGGAGAUAGGAGGGGACAUACUAGCACAAGACCAAGAGGAGGACCAGCGGCAGGAGGUGGUGGGGACGGAAGCGACAGAUACGAUAGAAGACACAAGACCACUGAGCAGGUUGAGCAAAGCCAGCAGCAGGGCCAGGUCAGAUGAUCUCACCGUAUGAACAUGUGAAACCACACACACACACACACACACACACACACUUCCAGUUGCACGAACACACACACACCUAACUCAAAACAACACAGGGCUAGACCAAGGGAGCAAAAUGUAAAACGGCAGACAUAUAUUGAGUUACCUAGCAUAUUACUAUUAGGACAAGU